Molecule: messenger RNA, 819 nt
Organism: Amblyraja radiata (thorny skate)
Lineage: Eukaryota; Metazoa; Chordata; Chondrichthyes; Rajiformes; Rajidae
Gene: tomm5
Product: translocase of outer mitochondrial membrane 5 homolog (yeast)
Exons: 2
Coding region: 77-232 (51 amino acids)
Cellular component (GO): mitochondrial outer membrane translocase complex
Source: RefSeq, a predicted model, not a curated record
GCUGAUUGGACCGGCGGUCACGUGGCGGGGAGCGGCAAGCGGCCGUCGUCGGGUCAAUGAGCUACCGGCCGUCGCCAUGUUCAGGAUGGAGGCGCUGGGACCCAAGAUGGACCCGGAGGAGCUGCGCAGGACGAUGAGGGCCGACGUGCUACGUUCCCUCCGCUACUUCCUCAUUUACGUGGCCGUCCUGCGGGCGACUCCUUUUAUCCUAAAGAAAUUGGAUAGUAUUUGAACUUCGCUGCAGAUGGAAACCUAAUACAAGAAUGAUCUUUAUUGGUACAGACUGACAAAAUGUGCAGAGAUAAUUGAAGAUGUUGCUCUGACUAUCACAAAUGGAUCUUUUAUACUCAACUAAUGGACACAUUUUCAACCCUUGUAUUUUAAAACUGUUCUAUUUGUACAACUGGAUUAAUUGCAAAUAGUGUCUCGUACAAUUGUUUUGUUUCAAACAUGAUAUUUUUUUGGUAUUAAUGUAUAAUAGUUAUUCACUUACAAGGCAAACAAGUCUCUUUAAAAAUACAUUGUUUGCUAUGAAUGAUUUGUGGUUAUUGUUUUCUGAAUGUGAACCUGAUUUAUGUUUGACCUGGUUUCAAAAAUAGUUUUCUCUCUUGAGAAUCACUGCAGCAAUUAUUCAGUGUUUCAAAGAUGUGGAAUUUAGUCUUACCCUGAAGAUGGUCCCUGACUGGGUUGAAUGGAAGCUUUUUUUCAAUAUGAAUGUGCUUUGAAUUUGCAUGCUUUUUAAAAUGCUCUUGCUAAAAAUUCUAUAUUUAAAAUGAAAAUCCACAUUUUUCACCUGUUUAAAAAUUGUAAAGUCUUAAA